Molecule: messenger RNA, 585 nt
Organism: Caenorhabditis bovis
Lineage: Eukaryota; Metazoa; Nematoda; Chromadorea; Rhabditida; Rhabditidae
Source: the annotation of a GenBank genome assembly
AUGGGGGCGUGGUCAGGUUGGACGAUGGCAUAUAAAAGCACAAGCAUGCUAACCCGAAGUACAUCAUUCAAUCAGCUUCAUCUUCUCAUUCUUCUUCGUCUUUUAAACGACGUCGAUUUUAAUUCGCAUAGUAGUCAAGUUCUCAUUUUCAGCCUUCUUCUCCACCCCAACAUGCAGAAGUUGAUCGUUGCCUUCGCCGUCGUCUCGGCGACCUCUGCCUUCCUUCACCCAGGACUUGGAGGAGGUGGUGGCGGAUGCGGAUGCGCUCCACCACCGCCACCACCACCACCAUGCGGAUGCGGUGGUGGUGCGCCAGCGCUUCCACCACUUCCAGCCCUUCCACCACUUCAACUCCCAGCCCUUCCAUUGCUUGGAGGUGGAGCCGGAUGCGGAUGCGCUGCUCCGGCGCCAGCGCCAUGUGGAUGCGGUGGAGGAGCCGCGCCAGCCGCGCCAGCCGGAGAAUACGCCACCGCUCCAGCCGCGCCAGCCGGUGGAUACGCCACCGCCGGAGCUGCCGCCCCAAUCGGAGGUGGAUACGCCGCCCCAGCCCCAAUCGGAGGUGGAUCGUACGCCGGAAGAAAGUGA